AGACCCAAAGGCCGCCGUAUAGUUUGUCGCCUCCGUAAUCCGUCCACAAAGGCAAGAUCGGACCAGAAUCCAGAAUCAACCACUCUUCUUCCCGGCUGUGUCCCAUUCUAUCCCUCUCCCCUUCACGGGAAGCUACUGCAAAGAAACCUAGCGCAAGAAAAGUAUAGCAUUCUUAAUUUAUUAAAAUCCCUGAUUUCAUCGCCCCCAACGCCUUGUGCGGAACUCGCCGGAAUUUGACUGACGGACUAUUAUCGGAGUUAUCAAUAAUCAGCGAAAGGGAAAAGAUAUUUAAGAUUGAAUUUUUCGUUUUUCAUUUUCAAAAGGGUUUCUUCUAUCAUCAAGAUGGGGAAGAAACGGAAAUCUCUGGCGACGAGCCUGGAUGAGGUGGAUCGGACGAUGUAUUCAUCUUUCUGCAGCGCCGCUAACUCUCUUUCCCAGCUUUAUACUCAAUCCAUGAAUCAACAGAAGCUCUCGUUCCAAGCCGGCGAACGCGAAGGGCUGGAUAAGUUAUAUCAGUGGAUAUUGAGGCUUCAAGAUGGAGGAUCAAGAGUAACCACAGUUGACAUUCUGAAUUACCUUCAGGCAGAAUUAAACUAUGGGGAGGAGCAAUCGGUGUCACCCAGGCCACCACCCCACACAAGCCCACAUUCACAGCCAAUGCAUGUCACAAACACGGCAUCUUCAGCUUCAACUGCUUUGCCAUCUGGUGCUGUGCAGGGAGGGGUUCGAGCCGACCAUUAUUAUGAACAGCAAUCAAAGAAUAAUGUUUUCUCCAAUGCUCUGUCAAGUCCCAUCCGCCGAAGCCUUCAAAACUAUCACCUUGCUAGGGGAGACUGCUACUACUCAUCAAGCCAUGACCACCCUCCUGCAAAUGUAGUCAUCAUAAAGAAUGGUGAACCUAAUCUUCAACACCAAAAUAGGGACUCUAAUUAUAAUAACAGCAGUAAUAAUGGUUAUAACUCUAACGAUACCUCCAUGGAUAUGCAUGCCGAAAGUCCAGUUCAUGAAGCUCCGUAUUGAAGAGUUCCUCAAGUAUAAUGCUGCUAUUUGUUCAUUUGUUAUUAUCAUCAUUAUAUAAUUUAUAAAGAAGUAGAAAAGAUCUGUUUGCUUCUCUUGGGAUGUGGGUGUUGUAGUUUAAGUAGAUUCAAUACAAUCUUUUGCAGGUU
Molecule: messenger RNA, 1166 nt
Organism: Cuscuta campestris
Lineage: Eukaryota; Viridiplantae; Streptophyta; Magnoliopsida; Solanales; Convolvulaceae
Source: the annotation of a GenBank genome assembly